Messenger RNA from Maniola jurtina (meadow brown), 2205 nucleotides. Its product is annotated as membrane-bound alkaline phosphatase-like. The record is from RefSeq and is a predicted model, not a curated record. The transcript has 8 exons. Lineage: Eukaryota; Metazoa; Arthropoda; Insecta; Lepidoptera; Nymphalidae. Gene Ontology annotation, molecular function: alkaline phosphatase activity. Bases 85 to 1746 code for a protein of 553 amino acids. Gene Ontology annotation, biological process: dephosphorylation.
UUCACGAUAGUGAUCUAUAGUGAAAAUGAAGGCAGAGUGCAGUUGAUACAGUGUCGCGACGCCGCGCACACAGCGUGGGCCAGGAUGACGCGUGCGCAGGUUUUUGUUGUGUUGUUAACGAUCGCGCUAACGGCCGGAGAAGAUGUUGUAUCCACACCGAAGCCAAAGAAAGUGCUAGACACGGUCAUGAAACCAGUCUACAUACCGACGGAAGAAAAAUAUGGUUCCUUCUGGAGAAAAUCUGCUCACCAAGUCCUUAACUCCAAGUUGAAGGAGACUUUGAAUAAGAAUAAAGCCAAGAAUGGUAUAUUGUUCAUUGGUGAUGGAAUGUCCUUGGCAACUGUUAUGGCUGCAAGGACGUUUGAAGGGCAGAUGAAGAAGGAGUUGGGAGAAGAUAACGUGCUUGAGUUCGAGAAGUUUCCUGUCAGUGGAUUGGCUAGGACUUAUUGCAUAGAUGCUCAAGUACCAGAUUCAGCCUGCACAGCAACGUCCUACCUAUCAGGAGUGAAGACCAAGUAUGGCGUCAUUGGUCUAGACGGCAACGUCACCAGAGGAUCUUGCCACUCCCAGCUGUAUAAACAAAACUGGUCUCCUUCUAUUGGGCAGUGGGCGCUGGACAAAGGACUGGAUGUCGGUUUCGUUACAACCACCCGAGCGACUCACGCGUCGCCAGCAGGCAUGUACGCACAUACUUCUGAACGCAACUGGGAAUCCGAUGCAGACGUACCUGAUGAAUGCCUGAGCUUGGGUUGCAGGGAUAUCGCCUUCCAGCUCGUUACUAGUGAUCCUGGAAGGCAAUUUAAGGUGAUAAUGGGAGGUGGCCGACGGGAGUUCAUGCCAAAUGUGACAACGGCUUUGACCAACAGCACGGGGAGAAGAACUGACGGAAUUGAUCUGACUGAGCUGUGGCACGAAGACAAGAUUAAGAAGAACGCGACACACCAAUACGUUACUGACAGAAAUGAUCUUUUCAAGGUGUACAACUCUGAUGACUUGCCCGAGUACCUUUUGGGCUUGUUCCACGAUGAUCACAUGGAUUACCACUUGAAGGCGAGCAACCAACCGACCUUGGAGGAGAUGGUCGAAGUGGCCAUCAAGAUGCUGAGUAGAAGUAGCAGGGGAUACUUCUUGUUUGUGGAAGGAGGCAGAAUAGACCACGCACACCACGACAGCUACGCUCAUCUGGCACUCGACGAAACCGUAGAGUACUCUAAAGCAGUCAAAAAAGCCAGAGAACUGACGAAUGAGGACGACACUCUGAUAGUUGUAUCGUCAGACCACGCUCAUACUAUGACAGUCGCUGGUUAUCCCUCAAGGGGUAAUGAUAUUCUUGGAGUCGUGGACACAGCAAAGGGGGACGAUGGAAGGCCUUAUACUACGAUAAGUUAUGCUAAUGGCAAAGCAGCGUCGAUUGAUGAAGGUGGAAGGAUUGAUGUGACUUUGAGCAGUCAGUUUAGCAACCGCACUCUGGACUACUCUUACCCAAGCCUAGUCCCCUUGGACUCUGAGACCCACGGAGGUGAGGAUGUCGCAGUUUUCGCCUUUGGACCCUGGCAACACCUCUUCACGUCCAGCUACGAACAGUCCGUCUUACCCCACCUCAUGGCCUAUGCUAUGUGCCUUGAUGAUAAUAACCAGCAUGAAAACUGUAGAAAGCGUCGUAACAACGGGGUUAAUGUUAAACCAAAUAAGUAUUAUGUUAUAAGCUUGUGCGCUGUGAUAUUUAUUAGUAGUCUGUAUAUUUGAGUAGUGAAUUGUUGAGGCGUAGAUACUUAAUUUUAGUUUUAGGUUUUGUUUAUUGAAAGCACUCGAAGUGAAUGCCAUUCUGAGAAUAAUAGUCGAAUUUUUGCGGCUAAGGAUGCCUUAUAAUAUGCAACUGACCUGAAUUGAUAAAAACUCCCAUUAAAAAUUCUGGUGGCAUUUAUCUCGCGAACAAGGUCCUCAUGCAGCUACGAAUAUGAAAGAAAACGAGACAAAUGCAACAAAAAUAUUUAAAAAAUGUUGUAGAAAGUGCGUUUUAUCAUAAUACCUACUAUGUAUUUAGUCAUGAUAAAAUUUUGAACUUAGUUGUCUUUAAUCGAACGAUCUUUUUCAUGAUAUUUUCACUACUAAGCUUACCUACUUUCCAAUUCUUUUUUUCUACUUUGUGCUAUACUUAAUUACUAGAUUCAAAACUGAAAAUUCCUUUACAGCGUUGCAUUUAAC